AUGGACGAUGCCUUUGCGGAUUUGCAGCUCACCGAUCCAGAGGACGAUCAGCCCGAAAUGUCCUCGCGCGAGGCGAGGAUCGCUCGUGCGUUUGACGAGAGCAAGAAAUCUUACUCGUCCGAGACGGUCGUCACGCCACCCGGAUGGUUCCAAGUAGAGACCGCCCAACCACCCGGCGAUUUAUCCAAACUCGACGCGCGGCACCUUGGCAAGUCGGACUCCUACCCACUCAAAUGGUCCGUUCAGAGACUGUACCUCCAACGAUCAUACAAACAAGCCCAAAUACUCGCGUUUCAUAUCCUCUUUGCCGCUGGGGUCCAACUCGACCCUGCCGUGCUUGGCGAUAACGCGAAUGGCACAUAUGGGACGUUGCCCAAGAACGAAGCACGCGACCGUGAACUGCUCGAUACCGCCCUUCGGUGCGCUAUCAAACUAAACGACAAGUCCACGGCCCUUGCACUCGCCGACGCAUCCCGAUCACGUUGGACGAAUAAUCCAGGUCUGGGCUAUACCGCCGGAGAAGCAUACAUCUUCGCCAGUCGACCCUAUGAAGCCAUCUCGGCACUUUUACACGCCGUACGUCUCCGCACACCAUCGCAUCAAGUUCUAUCCCUCCUCGCACGAGCCCUUUGCGCUUCUUCUUCAGCCACCACCACCACCACCACCACCAUAGUCACGCCCGAGGCCGAACGACGCGACUCUGCACUAGCACACUUGGGCAACCUCUUAUCCGAAUACGCAGAACGAACCAAGCCCGCGUUCGAAAGAGGUCUAUUCCCAGAACUCAGCGAGCAACAGGAAAAAAGACCGAGGAGCAAGGAAAAGGCGAAUGUGCCUCCCGAGAACGUCGUGCGUGCUUGGGCGACUGAGGCUGGGUUGGGAGAGGUGGACGUAGGACUGAUGGUUCAGUUGUGCUGUACGGGUGAUGCAGAGGAGGACGUGGGUGGAGAGAGGUCGGUUAGGACUCUGUAG
Rhizoctonia solani is the source of this 972-nucleotide messenger RNA. RefSeq lists its product as uncharacterized. Bases 1 to 972 code for a protein of 323 amino acids. The record is from RefSeq and is a predicted model, not a curated record. The transcript is spliced from 5 exons. Lineage: Eukaryota; Fungi; Basidiomycota; Agaricomycetes; Cantharellales; Ceratobasidiaceae. Gene Ontology annotation, molecular function: protein binding.